Molecule: messenger RNA, 2089 nt
Organism: Diospyros lotus (date-plum)
Lineage: Eukaryota; Viridiplantae; Streptophyta; Magnoliopsida; Ericales; Ebenaceae
Exons: 3
Coding region: 55-1851 (598 amino acids)
Source: RefSeq, a predicted model, not a curated record
AUCUGUUUCCCCAACAUCUUGGAAAAUGGGUUGAAAAAUAACGCAGAGAGGAAAAUGGAGCUACUCCAUUUCAGCCAUGAUCAUCCAUUGAUUCUCACCCAAGAACACCAUGACGGCGGCCUCAAAGUUCUCUGCAACGGCUGCCGGCGACCAAUCUCCGGCCCUUCCUAUUCCUGCCGCAAGUGCAGCUUCUUCCUCCACAAAUGGUGCUCUGAAUUCCCCCGAGAAAUGACGCAUCCCUCUCAUCCCAAACACCCCCUCUCCCUCUUCCUCAAUCCCCCCACCAGCCAUUGGACCACCAGAUGCGAACUCUGCGAAUCGCUCUGCAACGCAUUCAUCUAUCGCUGUUCCAACUGCGACUUUAAUCUCGACCUGCCCUGCGCCUCGAUUACGCUCCGUAUUCGGCGCAUGGUCGAGCACGAGAGCCACGCACACCAGUUGAUUCCCAUCCACAAGCCCACCCGGUUCUUGUGCGACGCUUGUGGUCGAACCCAUGAGGGCGAAUCGUAUCUCUGCACCACCUGUGGCUUCUGGGUCAACCAAGAUUGUGCUUCUGUUCCAACCAGUAUCAAUCUCCGUCGCCACCGUCACCCCCUCACUCUCAUCUAUUCUAUUCCAUAUAAAUACGGGGCUUACUGUGAAAUCUGCAGUGAGGAACUGAACAGAGUGUUUUGGGUUUAUUGUUGUUCGGAAUGCCAGUAUUUCGUCCACGUAGAUUGCGUGCCAUUGGAGUCUGGAAAUUCCAAGAAGGAUAGCGAAACAGACUCUGAUGAAGAACUUGACCCUAAUUCUGCUGAUUUAGAGUCGCCAAAACCUACACUUGAGAUGCCCAAGGAUUCUAAAGAAGAGAUUAAUCCGAUCACCUUCCCCGUGCCGGAUGAAUCUACUGAUGUAAUAAGCCAAUUGAUUAAGAACAUUAGAUUACAUGGAAGAUACACAGAAGCUGGCAAGAUCAGCCAUUGUAGUGAAGACCACCCCCUAAUUUUUCUCAGCAAGCAAAUUGAUGAGGCUAAGGAUGACCAAGUAUGCAAUGGCUGUGGACAGACCAUCUCAUCCCCAUUCUAUCAUUGCAUUCAAUGCAACUUCUCUCUUCACGAGUGGUGCGCUGAUUUACCCAAUGAACUGCAACACAUAUCUCACCCAGAGCACCCACUUCUCUUGAUCACAUAUCACUCUCACGAUCUUCAUCUCCACAAGUGUGGCUGCUGUGGGUUGUUCAGCAACGGGUUCGUCUUUGGCUGCUCUGCUUGUAGAUUCUACCUUGAUGUCAAGUGUGCUUCACUUCCUCGAGUAAUCAAGCACCAAGCUCACGACCACACUCUUGCCUUGAGGAGAGCACGUUCAGAAGGCUGCGAUACAUGCGAAGCAAGUCUCAUAGACAUUGUCUCUGACUAUGCUUUUGUCUGUGAAGCUUGCCAUUUCAAGCUGUGCAUUGGGUGCGCUUUGCUUCCAUUUACCAUUGGGCAUAGAUAUGACAAACAUCCAUUUGCUCUUACUUAUGAUCCCAUCAAAGGCCAGCCAGAUGAGUAUUACUGUGCAAUCUGCGAGGACGAUAUUGAUUCAAUGUGUUGGUUCUAUCAUUGUGUUGACUGUGACCAAUCUUUGCAUCCGACGUGCAUCUAUCCUAUUGAACGUUAUUUGAAUGUCAAGUUUGGACGACGCUUCAAAGUGGAUGAUCACUGCCACCUUCUCAGUUGUGUCCACAAGCCCAAGGGGAAGGAUGAAACUCCUUGCAGCCGCUGUGGCAAACCCUUCCCAAACUCCUCUUACAUAGCGUUUGAAUGUGAGUCGUGUGAUUUUUGGAUCCACCACGUGUGUAAUCCUUCACUGCAGAAUGAGGAAUUUUAUUGAACAUUUGUAAUUGGCACAGUUUUAGUCCGAGCUUAGAUUGUCUCAUUGAUCAUUAAUUCAAUCAUUUUUGUCUUCAGUCCCAUCUGAAACAAUAUUCUAAGUAGUUGUUGACAAAAUCCUAGAUUGUACUUAAAACAUUGAUGCAUGGGAAAAAAUAGCAUCACUUUGACAGGUUGACUUACGUCCCCCCCUCUUUUACACGUGGUCAGGAGAAUCAGCUUGUGGAGGUAAUUUCGUG